AUGUCGGUGGGAGGUGCACCAUCAAGAACUCCCCCCUUUGACUGGGCCAUCCGCAGCUUGACCACCAUCUAUACGGGCAGUCUCUACAAGGAUCCCCGGUAUCUGGACGCCAGUCGCGAAUGCUACCACCGUUCCCUCCGCGGUCUCUCCAACCUCUUGAAUCAGGUGGAGACCGCCAAAUCGGACGAGGCGCUCUCCGCCGCCAUUGCCCUGACCGUCUUUGAGAUGCACGCCUGCACCACCCCAGAUGGGUGGAUCCACCAUGCUGCCGGUAUCCGGGCAAUGAUGCGACUUCGUGGGCCCCUGACGCACUUACAAGGAUUCGGGUGUGCGCUGUACAUCGCGAUCCGAAACACUCUGGUGACCGCAGCGCUAGUCACCGGUGAGGCAUGCUUCUUAGAGGACCCCGAAUGGCAAGAACUGAACGAAAUGAUCGCCGCCGAAAAUGCCAAGCAGCCCGAUUCCUCCGUCUACACAGAUAUCACAGAGCGGGCCUUUCGCCAGGUGGUCAAACUGCCGGGGUUCGUGAAGCGCAUGCGAGAUCUACAGGAUCUCCCGCAGAAACGAGAGCAGCCAGCCCUUCUCCGAGAUGUUCUCGCCACGCGGGCAGCCUUGCGGGGAAUUCAUACCGAGUUCAGCAUGUCGGUUUCCACCCUACGAGCGGGCCGGGAGCCUCAAACCGGCUUCAUCGGACCCCUUCCCCAUCUCUUCUUUGACGGAUUCUCCACCCUAUCCGUUCAAGGCAUCCGCUCAGCUAUACUAAUGUCAAAUUACCUUAUAAUCCUCCUUGACCCAUCUCAACGGAGUGCGGCCGAGGCCGAGAACCGCUUGGUUUCGGAUCGAAUGGCCUCUGGCUCUGGCUCUGGCUCUAGCUCUGAUAGCAGUCGUGGGAUCUGCGCAAGCUUCAAGAACAACUCGCCUCCUCUGACGCCCCCAGGCUCCCCAGACUCCACGGGCCAAUCACGACUGAUGAUCGAGUCGCAAGUCACUCCAGAAACGCGCCAAUCCCCUACUACCGACUGGAUGGAUCGAAUCGCAACCACUAUGGGGCUGGCGGGAGUACGGAUUAGUUUAGUCGAUGAUGGCUAG
Messenger RNA from Penicillium waksmanii, 1089 nucleotides. RefSeq lists its product as uncharacterized. Lineage: Eukaryota; Fungi; Ascomycota; Eurotiomycetes; Eurotiales; Aspergillaceae. The coding region runs from base 1 to 1089 and encodes 362 amino acids. The transcript has a single exon. The record is from RefSeq and is a predicted model, not a curated record.